AUGGCCCGCAGUCGCGAUCUCGUUGUUCUGGGGGGACUCGGAGGAUUCAUCGCAUGGGGUUUGGUGGUUCAAUGGUUCCCAGUGCUGCGAUACCUUGGCUAUGCGGUCGUUCUAGGCGCUAUAGCCUCUUUCAUUUCGCUGCUGGGUCUUGUGUUUCUGACAACACGGACACGGGAUGCCGCUAGAUUUCGUGCGAAGACUACGUCUCUGGCAUUCAUCACUCCCAAGCACUGGCAGAAAGAAACCUACGCAAUUCGCCAACGCUCCACCUAUGAUUCCAAGCCCAUCUAUCCUCAAUCGUUCGUCGUGUCGGAAGCAGUUGAUCAGACUCUGACCCUCAUUACUCGCGAUUUUAUCUCGUCAUGGUACCAAAACAUCAGCCCGAGCCCAGUGUUUGUCAACGACGUGGACCGAAUGAUUCGGGUUGCGAUUGGGAAUCUUCAUAAUAGUCUGCUGGCAGAGGAUUUGGUGUCACUAAUAGUGUCGCGCAUAUUUCCCAUCUUCACCACCCAUCUCAGAGAAUUUGAUAUCGCGGAGCGGUCAGUCCGGGGACGGAAUUUGACACGGAAUGUAACCGAGUCAGAAGAGUUGGAUCUUGCUAUUGCGAGCAAAUACUGCGAGGGGCGUCUUCACCCGGCGGUUUCGCUGUCCCUCUCCGACCAGAAGCUGGCAGAACAGGAAUACUUGCGGAAAAUCUCCGUUGGGCUACUUCCACAGUUAUUCCCAAAGAAUAUACUCAACAGCCGCGUUGUUGCUGUGUUAAUCCGGGAGAUCUUCGCCUGUGCCGUCCUCUUCCCAGUUGUAUCUACACUCUCGGACCCAGAUACAUGGAAUCAAUUGAUGGAGGCAUAUGGACGGACAGCCCUCCAUGAUCGCAAAACCGUACGAAAGCUUCGGGCAGCUUUAGACGAACAUGCGUCUCCCACGCCUCAUUCAAAACGUGGACGUUCAUUUCCCAAGCUCUCGCCGCAUGAUUCGGAACGUGCCUUUGAGCGUUUUGUCAGGGCAAUUCGGAGAUGUAAUAACCUUUCGGAUGCCCGGCGAUUCAGAGCGCUUGUCGCCAGCCAGCUGAAGCGAGAAAGCAUGGUGGAAGGACAAGACCAGGUUUAUAUUCGUCGUUUGGAGACGAGCAAGAGAGUCCUGGAUCAAAAGGUGCUCAAACUUUCAGCGCCCGGAAGUAGUAGAUUUCCGCAUGCCACGGCAAAUGCAUCACAUUUGCGCCGCAAUAGCGCACCAGCGUCUCACGAGAUGUCUCUAGUGGAUGUGAUGCACGAUCCUUCUGGUCUCUCUUACUUUAUGGAGUUCAUGGACCGUCAAAAGCUCAUGUCAUUAGUGCAGUUCUGGAUCGUGGUUGACGGGUUUCGCAAUCCACUCGAAGAUGACUUUGGGGACGAAACGUCCCCUAGUUCAACGACCUGGAACACAGCCGAUAGGAAUGAUAUGGCACUAAUCAGCGAAACGUACUUGACAAAACCUGAAAUCAAAGUCGCAGACGGGUCUUGCCGAAUGGUGAAAGCUUUUCUGAGUGCGGGAAAACGGGCGACUUCAGACCAGUACCACCAGGCGCGGACUGUGAUCUUGACCUCGCAAUCUGCGGUCUUGGAAGAAAUGGAGAAUGUCCAUUACCCUAGAUUUAAACAGUCGGAUCUGUACUACAAGUACCUUGCGUCGGAUCAAGGUUCGAAGUUGGGAGGAUUAGCCGCUCAUCAGCCUAGUCCUGCAGCCAGUCUUGAGGCGCCUGAAAGACGGCCCUUGCCUCCUUUGACUGGCCGUACGAUGUCUCAGGCAGGAGCCAAAUCGAAGGAUCUUCGUCGGGCUGCCGUUUCAUCGACCGAUGUCCGGAGUACAGGAAAGCUCUUCGAUGAUGAUGAUGUAUCACCCCGAAAUUCUUUGGAUUCUGAACGUUCCGCCCCUUUAUUCGACGAUGAACACGAUACCGAUCCUCUCGCCAUGUCUACACAUAGUCUCGGCAAAGACUCGCAGAAUGGAGAACACGAAAAAAGUCAAAGGCAAGUUAUCGAGACGAUGGAGGCGGCAUUGAACGAUAUCAUUACCGAUGAACCACCAAAAAAUAGUAAACCAGAAAACAACAAUAAUAAUAACAACCAUGAUGACUUGGUCCCACCUGAGUUAUAUGGCAACGGCAGGAGUCCUACUAAGUCAUCGCGCAGCUCGGUGGAAUUGUCACGGGAAGAAAUCCGAACCGAUGAGAAAACAAAACCUAGUAUUGCUUCAUUAGGUCUCGUCGAUGAGUCGCCACGACGGGGUGUUUUCGAUGAUGACCUAUUUCCGGACCAGCAGAAGUUCAUCGAGGAUGAAUACGAAGAACCAGCUGAAACGGAAGACAAAGACCCUGCCGAUGAAGUCCAUGAAGCAGCCCCUGGUGAUCUUGGUUUGACAGAAGCAAUUGAGGCGCUCACCACCGAGAUCGAAAAGCUGGGCUCCCAGGAAUCGGUUGUGGAUGCGUUAACUCGGAAAGCUGAGCUAACCAAUAACACGGCUGAGCUGCGGAUCUUGCGCAAGUCCAAGGCUAGCAUUCAGCGGGAAGGUCAUCGGAAAGAGAUGCAGCGCCAACAGUAUAUCAUCCAAGAGAGCGACAACAGCUUAUAUGGCCGGUCGACUGUCCAAAUAAAAUCCAUUGUGGUGGGCAAGGAGCCAGAUGGCCGAGAGUAUGCUCUAUAUGUGGUUGAAGUCCAGAGAAAUGCGGGGGAGCAGAUGCCAGCGGCAUCCUGGGCUGUAGCCCGUCGCUACAGCGAAUUCCACGACCUGCAUCACAAAUUACGCACAAGAUACCCAUCGGUCCGUCACUUAGAAUUUCCGCGUCGCCGUAUGGUGAUGAAAUUGCAAAAGGAUUUUCUGCAGAAGCGACGAAUGGCAUUGGAGAGCUACCUCCAAAAGCUAUUGCUACUGCCGGAAGUGUGUCGAAGUCGUGACCUACGUGCGUUUCUCUCCCAACGGGCCAUAAUUUCGCGCGAUGAGAUUCGUCCCCGCGAUGACGAGACCAAGGAUCUGGUUACCCGGAUCUACAACUCGGUGACGGAUGGCAUGGACGAUUUCUUAGCCAAUUUCGGUGUGUUAGACCAGCUCUCCACGGCUGGGCAGAACCUCAUCUCCGCCGCGACGACCAACUACCAGGCUGGCGCCUCUUCGCCAGCAGCGAACCUUGUCAACGCAGAGGAUUCUGUAACCGCUGCCGAAGCAGAGGCGGAGCUCAAUGCAUUUGAGGACCGGGAACUAGAACCGUUUAUCAAACCAAUAUGCGACCUCUUCCUGGAAGCCUUUGAUCUGAAUAAGGGCAACAACUGGCUUCGCGGCCGCGCCGUGGUCGUAGUCCUCCAUCAGCUCCUGGGCGGGACCAUCGAGCGCAAAGUGCGCGAGGGAGCCCGCUCACUCGUUCAGGAUGAGUCGUUGCUUCGAUACAUCCAUCUCGCGCGGGAGACGAUGUGGCCGAAUGGCGUGCUGCGACAGAAUACCGUGCGGACGCCGUCUCAGCGAUUCAAGAGUCGCACUGAAGCGAGCGUGGUGCUGGCGACGCUGGUGCCAGAUCUCGCAGGAAAUGUUGUUGGACGGGCGAAUGCGCAAGGCGCGGCAAGGAGGAUCUUUGCUAUGUUGAAUAACCAACGGCUCAAUACGCAUCUCGUCUUUACUAUCUUGGAUGAGCUGGUGUUAGUGUUAUUCGGGGGAGUGGUUCCGGGCUGGUCAUGA
Molecule: messenger RNA, 3705 nt
Organism: Aspergillus glaucus CBS 516.65
Lineage: Eukaryota; Fungi; Ascomycota; Eurotiomycetes; Eurotiales; Aspergillaceae
Gene: rgsC
Product: putative intermediate filament protein (Mdm1)
Exons: 2
Coding region: 1-3705 (1234 amino acids)
Cellular component (GO): intracellular membrane-bounded organelle
Molecular function (GO): phosphatidylinositol binding
Source: RefSeq, a predicted model, not a curated record